This is a messenger RNA of Nyctereutes procyonoides (raccoon dog), 5755 nucleotides long. RefSeq lists its product as uncharacterized. Lineage: Eukaryota; Metazoa; Chordata; Mammalia; Carnivora; Canidae. The record is from RefSeq and is a predicted model, not a curated record. Bases 4053 to 5621 code for a protein of 522 amino acids. The transcript is spliced from 6 exons.
UUAACUUCAUUAGUCACGAAUUUCUUUUAACGUGUUUUAGAAAAGAUCUAAGUAGCGCAUGAACGUUGGUGGCUUCAAGGGUAUUAUGGAUUAGAACCAUGCUGAAGCUUUUUUCUUUUUUCUUUUUAAGAUUUUAUUUAUUUAUUUAUUCAUGAGAGACACAGAAAGAGAGGCAGAGACGUAGGCAGGUUCCUCGCGGGGAGCCCGAUGUGGGACUCGAUCCCUGGACCCCAGGAUCACGACCUGAGCCAAAGGCAGACAGACGCUCAACCACUGAGCCACCCAGGCGUCCCAGGAAACACCCGUCUUAAACAAAUCCUGUUACCUUUUCUGCUGCCUCUUCUACCCUCCCCCGCCCCCUCUCCCAGAUUUGGGGCUUCUGCUUUGGGAGUUGGCUAGUAGACACAUUAAUCUGCCUGGUCGAUUGUCUUCUCACCAGAUCAAAGCCCAAAGCUUCAUCUCCUUUUCUUGACUUCGUUGGUCUCUGUUGAGGGCUCUCAUUUCUCUCCCUCCCACCCCCACUCCCAUUCCCCCUUCUUCCCCUCCUUCUCCCACCACCUCUCUCCCUCUCCCUCCCUCUCUCUCCUGGCUAGCUUUUGGAGAUAUUCUUGACUCGUUCUGUUCCCUUUUUCAUGCUCAAUCACUGACCAAACCCCGUUCGUUCUUCCUUCAUUGUACCUCUUGUACUGUGUCUCUUUCAACUGUCAUCACCAAGGUAGAUGCCACAGCCUCAGACCACACCUCAUUAUCCAAUUAGUCUUUCUCCAGCAUAACUUUCACCAUGACUUUCUCCUGGACUGGUUCUCCACUGAGCAUCAGAUCAUGGCCAAAGUCCUGAAGGAGUGAUUCCUAAGUCCUUGGAAUGUGGCCUCAGCCUAAGAUCUACCCAUAUCUCCCAUUCCUUUCCUAGGACCCAUGUAGGUCUUUACUGCUCCUCAGGUAGACCACGCUCACUUCGAACUCUAGCUCUUCCCUAUAAACCUUGAUCAAAAUAAUUUUCUCAGUCCUUCUCAUUUGAUCACUUACUUAUAUGUCAUAUUGUGCUCUUUGUGGGCUUUUGUGUAUGUGUGUCUCCCUCAGUAGACUCAGCUUCUGAGGUAAAGGAGUGUGUUUUCCAUUUCUUUUGUAACCCCAUUGGUACUUAGCAAAGUGCUAGGUGCCUGGCAGAUACAGUUGGGUAUACUUUGAGCUGCAAGUAUCAGAAAACCCAGCCUAUUAGCAGCUUAAACACGUAGAAGUUAAUUUUUUUCACAGAACAAAAAGUUUAGAGGCAAGUGUUUGCUUGCUCUACCAUCCAGAGUGAAUUGGCUUUCAGCCUCAUACUGGUUGCCUCGUGGCCACAAGGUGACUGCUGCACCUCCAGGUAUCACAUCUGAAUCCCAGCAGGAAGGAGGAAGAAGGACCUAAGGCCUCUCCUCAGGGAACUUUCCCCUGUUAUUUGAGAAGGGAGUGCUCUCCCAGGAGACUGACCCUUUCAUCCCACCAGCCAGAAUUGUGUCAUGUGCUUACUCUUAGACCAAUAACUGGUUUAGACCAAUUCUAAUUCGAGCCCAGGACUGGGGCUGACAAAGAUCCUCUCAUAUCAGGGAAAGGGUCUUUGCCAACUACCUGAACAAACCGAAGUUCUGUUAGCAAUCAAGAAGCAGGGAGGGAGGGAUCCCUGGGUGGCGCAGCGGUUUAACGCCUGCCUUUGGCCCAGGGCGCGAUCCUGGAGACCUGGGAUCGAAUCCCACGUUGGGCUCCCGGUGCAUGGAGCCUGCUUCUCCCUCUGCCUAUGUCUCUGCCUCUCUCUCUCUCUCUGUGACUAUCAUAAAUAAAUAAAUUAAUUAAUUAAAAAAAAAGAAGCAGGGAGGGAUAGCUAUUAGGUAGGCAACUGGCCGUGUAUACCAAAAAACUCAAUAGAGACUGGUUUAGAGAACAAGUAGCUUGCUCUUUUUUGUUUGUUUGCUUUGUUUUGUUUUGUUUUGAACAUCAUUUUUAAAAAAGCUUUUAUUUGAGAGAUAGAGAGUGUGUGUGUGCAUAUGGUGCAGAGGGUAGGAGACGCAGACUCCCCGCUGAGCAGGGAGCCCGACAUGGGGCUCGAUUCCAGCACCCUGGGAUCAUGACCUGAGCCAAAGGCAGAUACCCAACUGACUGAGCCGCAGGCACCCCCAGCCUGCUCUGGUUUUGAGUCAGGUUCUGAGAUGUGGAGGGUUUGAGACCAAGAGUUUUCCAGAAAAGGCCAUCUUCCCUGUGCCCACACAACUGCACCCAAGUGUUCCCCAGCUCUGAGUUGGAAGGUCAGACAGACUAAAUGGGCUCUCAGCUGUGCUUUCCUCAGAUUAAAGGAAGAGUCUGAGCAGAGUGUGGUGCUGUCCCAUUGAGUGACUGCUAGGUGAGUAGUUUCUCCCGGUGGCUCUACUUCCAGGACUGAGUGAGGAGUAAAUGGAGAGGCCUGCUUCACCAUGGAAGAAACCAUUCCUGUCUUCGGAUCUUUGGUUUUCAUGUAUGUUUUCUGAAGUAGGUCUGAAACUGAAUUUGCAUCCAGAGAAAAAAACCCAGAAGAGGAACCUUCCAAAGGCAAAUUAUACAGAGUGCUAUUUAUUAUGGCAACAAAAAGAAACCACCCAAACAGCCAAUUAUUGGGAUCUGGCUAAGCAGACUGUGAGUUUUUGUAUAUUUGGCUGUACUAUGGUCACCAGGUUUGACAACUUCAUGAAUUCUGCUGGCACACACACGAAAAAUAUUUGUAUGGACUGAUGUUAAGAGAAAAAAGAACAAAAUAGUCAUGGUUCUGAGCCUCUGUCUCCCCUUCACAGAAUAGGGUAUGCCAGUACCUGUCUCCAAGGUUGUGGGAACGGAACUUUGGGAUAGACAAAGCCUUGGGCUUGCCCAAUGCUGGGUGUGGGGGUGGGAUUGUAGAGGAGAGUAGUGGCACAGGACAGUCCUGUGUGUGGGUAAUUGGGCAGAAUCAAUACAAAAAAACCCAUAUACAAUAGGUCUGAUAUAUUUGACCAAGGUGAAGCACCUAUCACACUAGGAUUCGCCAGCUUCUUCUACAGUGGCACUUAUGUCCCGAUGGAAAUGUGGGCACCAGAAGCCUCCGAAGUAAAUGAUUGGGGAACGGGUGGCAUACUUUCUCCGAGAAGGGGCACAGAGCAAAGGUUUUCACAUUGACACAUCGUUCACUCUGUCACAACUGCUCAACCGGAUAGGCGAUCACAUUGGUCUGUGGCUUUCCUCGGGGAACUUUAUUGCCAGGCUGGUUUGGCGUACAAGCUGGGUUUGCCCACCCCCCGGCCCCAUCUUCGUCCCCUGCCCGGCCUGCAGAGGACUUUCUUGGUUGUAGGGUUGAUGGGUGUCUUCUCUGCCUUAAGGUUCUCUAUUCAAGACGAGUAAUCUCGGGCCAAGCAACACGCUUUCCAUCCUGCCAGGGAUCCCGAAAAUCCUAAUGACCUUUGCUAGUGGCUGAAUCAUUCAGUGCAUCUUUCCUCCCUUGUAAGAGAGCAGUUACAGUGGGUACCUCAACCUUAGUAUUGUCUUGAGGAUGUACGAUUAGUUUAUACAGUGCUUACAAGAGGGCCAGCGAUGACUCCACCAGGAAAGCAGGCUCCAGGCCAGGCCAGGGGAGGCGGGACCAGAGCAGCCGGGACCAACGCCUGGACUCGCUCACACCGAAACCCGAAACCCGAAACCCGAAACCCAUAGCCCCUCCAGGGUGAACCAACGGCCUUCGACUCUAUUGGUCAGGGCCUCGAUGGGCGGGCCAACAAGGGGCGCGCUGGUUGGCUGGGGACGGACCAAUGAGGAGGCGGCGGCGCGGGCCUCAGAAGGGUGCGCCAACCGCGCGUUGUUUGAGGCCAUCUUGUGCUGCGCCGCGACGACGCCACGUCGCCCUCCCGGGGCUGGGCACCGCGCCUGUGGCAACCGCCGGAGUCGCCAGGACACCUCGCGCCUCCCUCCACGCGUCGCACACCGCUCGCCUCCCGCCUCUCCCCUCUCGCCUGUCGCCGUUGGCGCCUGGACCAGGGUGAUCGUCUCCGCGGAACCCCCGGCUGCCAGGCCUCGCCAACAUGAGCGCCCCCGACGAGGUGUCUGUCUGGGGAGCGGGUUUCGGUCCGGAGGGCGGGGAGCAGGCCAGCGGAGCCCCGCGGGGACCAGGACUAGGUCUGGAUCCCGGGCCGCCUCGGAGCGGCGAGGGUGAGGGCGGGUUCCCAGACCCCGAGGGCUUCGAGUCUGAGCGGGAAGUGAUGGAAGCGGGAGGGCCGGUGCUUUGGGGCCGCGAAGGCCGCCCCGGCACCCCGGCCGACGACAAGGGGGACGCCCUGGACUACGCGUCCCACCUUGCUGACGAGUCCGGGGCCGCCAUCGUGCAGCAGCUGACCGACCCGGAUGCCCUGGGCGUGCGGAGAAACCCAUCCCCAGAGAGCUGCGCCGCUGAAGGGUCUGGCGUUUGGGCGGGCCUAGAGGCAGGGCCCGGUGGUCGAGGCGCGCUUGCCCUGAGCCGCGGAGAAUCGCAGCCGCCUUCCGCUGUCCCGCUCCACCUCGGUGGGCCCGAGGGAGCCCGGCCCCGGGGGAACCCGAGAAGAGGUUCCAAGAGCAGGUCCACCGUCAGGGUGGAUCGCCAGCGGCCCUCCGCCAAAGGCCCGGGCCGGCGGCCUUCCGACCCUGAGUCAUCAGAUGAGUUCGGUGAGAUACAGCUGAUGAGGGUGAGCAUUUACUCCAAAGAAAGAGGCCAAGCCAAGCCCAACAGCCCCGAGGAUCCCGGGGACACACCCAGACAACCGAGUUUCCAUGUCAGGGAGAAUUUCCUUCACGUGCCAGGUUCUUUCCUGUCCUCGGCUCCCCGAGGAUUCACUUCGGUUGUGGAGAGGCAGGCCGUGGGAGAGUUGGACAUCUCCUCCUCUAAGAAAAUGCAAAGUGUGGUCUGGGGGAAGGGAGGGAACAGGCCCAGCUACCCAGUAGCCGCCGCCGCCGCCACCGCUGCUGGCAGCCUGCCCCCGGCCACCCCUAGGAAGAAGGUGGCCCAGGAGAAGAGAUCCGUAGGGGGGGCCUCAAAAGUUACCCAAGGGAGAAGCUUUCCUCCCUGGGGGCAGAGAGUCUCGGCAGCUCCCCUGGAACCAGCCACCUUUCCCCCAAUCUCUGGGGUUCCGCUGCUUGGGAGGAACAAGAGGUAUUCCUUGGUUCCAUCGGGAAGCAAACAGUCCAAGCACACCGGCCGCUCCCGGAAGAAAUCUGGGCCCAGGAGGACACGGGAGUCGGAGCCAGUGGUGGUGACAGGAGAAGGCAGUGACUCAAACAGAGACACAGUGCCCAAGGGCCAACUUCCAACACACAGGCCAGGGCCAUGUUGUUCGGGCACGCAUCGUGGAGAAUGCAGCAGUGGCGACCUCGACACCAGAGCCCCCGAAGUUCCAGGAAGCUCCGCGCCCUCAGCCCUGAGCCAGGGAGACGUCAUGCCCAGAGGGCGUGCACCCUCCAGUGACCAGGAGCCGCUUGACCACCUCCCAAGACCGGAAAGGCUGCAGCAACCACCUGGAACACAGGGCUGUCCUCGGUGUCUCGUGCUACAGAGAGAAAUAGACGACCUGAAAGAGCAGCUUGCCAUGCAGUCCCUGACUGACAAGUUCCAGACCCUUUGAAGUCGGGCCCAGCAUCUCCGUACAAGAGGAUCAGCUGGUACUUCUGGAGCCAGGAAGUUGUGGCCAAGCUGGUUCCCUCCUGUUCCACCUCAGCCAGGGCUUCCUCUCCCUGUUCUUGUGCCCCCUCCCCACCC